Messenger RNA from Cordyceps militaris CM01, 891 nucleotides. RefSeq names its product solute carrier family 25 protein. The transcript has a single exon. Gene Ontology annotation, biological process: transport. Gene Ontology annotation, molecular function: transmembrane transporter activity. Lineage: Eukaryota; Fungi; Ascomycota; Sordariomycetes; Hypocreales; Cordycipitaceae. The coding region runs from base 1 to 891 and encodes 296 amino acids. The record is from RefSeq and is a predicted model, not a curated record.
AUGUCCACCGACUUCUGGGCCGGUUAUGCGAGCGGCGCUGUAGGGAUUAUAGUUGGCAACCCCCUUGACAUCGUGAAACUUCGCCAACAAACCACCCAGCAUACAAGCAAAACCACGAUUACCUUCCAAAGUUACAAGUCGCUACUCGCUGGUGCUACAGCACCACUUUUCGGUUACGGUGCACUGAAUGCCAUCCUAUUUGUGUCGUACAAUCGCACAGAAAAGGCCCUCAACCGUGCCUUGGGGUCUGAACAAAGUCUUGCUAUAAAUUGGGUGGCUGGAGCGGUUGGCGGCCUUGCGACAUGGAUAGUCAGUGCGCCAACAGAGUUGGUCAAAUGCAGGGCUCAAAUGGUGCACCUGGUACCAACAUCUAGCCUCAGUAUUGCGACAGACAUCUGGCGCAAAGAAGGAAUUAGAGGCCUCUACUUUGGGGGACUCGUGACAGCACUGCGAGACAGUAUCGGAUACGGAUUCUAUUUCUGGUCCUAUGAGUUCGCAAUUCGAAAUUGGACAAUGCCGGACGGGCAGAAGAAACGACCUUCCAUCAAAGAUGAUGCUCCACGAGUGAUGCUCUGUGGUGGUCUGGCAGGAAUCGUUACCUGGACAAGUGUAUUUCCACUUGAUGUUAUCAAGACCAGACUUCAAACGCAAGGGCCAAUACAACGCCACGACAUGGCUCCACAGAGGAUGCAAUUGGCACGAAAAGGCGCUCAGCUGAUAGCCAGGAACAUGUUUCGCGAAGGUGGCAUGAGACCUUUCUUUCGAGGCCUCACAGUGUGUAGUAUCAGAGCCUUCGUCGUAAAUGCCACACAGUGGACUGUCUACGAGGGCCUCAUGUAUAAGUUCGGCGAGGGGAGAUUUCGUGAGGGUGAGGCUGCAGAACAUGCUUAG